AAUCUGUGAGUCACAAGCUGAACAGACAGACAAAAAAAUGAUCAUCGGUGAUCUGACUUGACAUUUCAUUUCGAAUUUAUGUUUGUGCAUUUUAAAAAAUAAUUGAAAAAACAUGGAAGCUGUACCGCGUUUGCCAAUGAUUGGUUGCGAUAUUAAAAUAAGUCCACAAAACACAGAAUUUGCUCCUAUUCUUAAAAAGUAUAUUCGAGAUCAUUACCAUGAGGAUCCUGACUCUUAUAGUAAAGAGAUAAAGGAGUUAGAAACAUUAAGACAGAAUGCAAUAAAGGCUCCUAUGGAUUUUACUGGUUGUAGUAUUUUGAAACGCUAUUAUUCUCAACUUCACAAGUUGCAGAGCCGUUUCCCUAUGAUUGAUGAUGGCCCUGCUUGUGUACCAUUCAUGUGGACUGACAUAUAUUCAGGUGUUGCUUAUAAUAUAACAGACAUUGAAUAUGAAGAAGCAUGUAUUUUAUAUAAUAUUGGAGCAUUGCAUUCCAAACUGGGGACUAUGGAUUCCCGCUGUAAUGCUGAGGGUAUGAAAAUAGCCUGCACACAUUUCCAGUGUGCUGCUUGGGCAUUUCAACACUUAAGAGAUACCUAUCCUCAACCAAAAGGUAGUGACAUGUCCCAUGACCUUCUCACCUUUUUCAUAAACAUAAUGCUGGCUCAAGCUCAGGAAUGCAUAUUGGAAAAGUCCAUGUUAGAUAAUAGGAAAUCUUCCAUCACAGCUAAAAUUGCUGCUCAAGUUGUUGACUAUUACAAGUGUGCUCUUGGUAUAAUGGUUUCUGGAAGUCCCAGUACUGAUACUGGAAGUAUACUAGAUAUUGUUGGAUCAAAAAUUUUUAAGGGCUGGAAGAAAUUUAUUGAGUUUAAGAUGUCAUAUUAUACUAGUAUAUCUCAUUUGUAUAUGGGUAAUCAAGCUGAAGAAAAUGAAAAAUGGGGUGAACGAGUUGCAUGGUUUCAAUCAGCUUAUGAUCAUUUGACUGAGGCUUUCAAAAGUGCUAAGGGUUUGGAUCAAGAUGAAUUAAAUGAACCUUUAACUUUCACUAUGGAUGUUAUUGGUGGAAAGCAUAGUUCUUCUAAGAAAGAAAAUGAAUUUGUUUAUCAUGACAAAGUACCUGCUCUUAGUAGCUUACCUGAACUCAAAGGUGCAUCAUUAGUGAAAGGAAUUCCAUUUAGCAUAACUGAUCCUGAUGUUUCAGGACCUGAUAUAUUUGCUCGACUUGUCCCAAUGGAAGCCCAUGAAACUUCCUCUCUCUACAGUGAGGAGAAAGCCAAAAUUCUGAGGUCUGUGGUUGCGAAAAUUGAAGGAAAAAAUGAAGAAUUAAUGGCUUAUUUGUCUUCUCUGCAACUUGAAAGUGGAAUGUCUUUAGAUGAUGAUGAGAAAAUUCCUCAAGAGUUGCUUGAAAAAUGUGCAGCUAUAAGUGUUCGUCCCACUUUAAUUUCUGAUUUAGAGGACAUUAUGAAAGACUUAAUAGGUGUUUCAAAAGAUGUGGAUACAGCUUUGAAGUCAACAUUUGCUCUUUUAGCGGAUGAAGAAAAAAAGGAAUUGCAGCAUCAAGAAACAUUUGGAAAAAGAGUAGCAUCUAUGUUAACUACAGAACUUAAAAAAGAAUGUUCAAAAUAUGAAGAAGCCCAUAAAAAGGCUAUAGAAUCUAAUAACACUUUGGAAACUGCUGUUAACAUACAUAUAAACAAUUUAGCUAAACUCUUUCUGCCACUUGAAGAACUAGCUACAAUUUUACCUUCAACCAGUUCAAUAAAAACACCAGAAAAUCAAAAGGCUAUGGAGACUUUCAAUCAUCUAGUUAAUAAAGUAGAUGAAAUGCGUAAACAGCGACAAUAUUUAGAGCAGCAAUUGAGAGAUUCCUUAAUAAACGAUGACAUUACAAAGACUUUAGUUACUCUAAAGAAAAAGGAAGAUUUACAGCAAGUAUUUGCUGAGGAGUUGAAGAAGCAUGAUGAAAUUGUAAACUAUCUUGAUCAAAACCUGUCAGCUCAAGAUAAUAUUUUAUGUGCCUUAACGGAAGCAAAUGCUCGUUACGCAGACACAAGAAAAGCCAUGACUGAAAUAAAGCAUCAGCGUCAGGAAAUGGUAAAUGCUCUUAUUAACUCUUUUGAAUCUUAUGAUGAUUUGAUUUCAAAAGCAAAGAAAGGGCUUGAAUUUUAUAAAAAAUUGCAAACAAAUGUAACUCGUCUUCUUACACGAGUUCGUAGUGUCACAAAAGUUCAAGAUGAAGAAAGAUCUCAAAUUGCAGAAGCUGAAUUAAGAAAAGGAUCUAAAAUGCCUGUUGCUCCUAAUGUUCCUCCUACACAGCAUGUACCAAAAUUGAAAGAUUACCUUCCAUAUAUGACAAAACAAGGUGGUACUAUGUCAGUAACUCCAGGAAUUUUUAAUGCUUAUCCUCCGCAACUCCCAGCUACUCAAAUAAUUGCUGAACCUGUAAGACAAGCAACUUUAGGAGGGCCAUCUGUGGAGACAUUUGAUCGAACAUUAAAGCCUCUACCAAAAGAAAAUAUAAGACCAGAAGAUGGUGUGGAAAUUCCAUCGAUUGGUGUUCGACCCACUCCAGUUGGUUCAGAACAAACAUCAGCUCCAGCCAUGUGCACUCCAACAGCUUCUUACACUCAGGUUGGAAGUGUUCCUUACUCUGCUCCUCAACAGAUACCUAGUAGUACUCCAGUUUCAACUGUUUUGAACAACUAUUCUGCAUCAUAUGUUCCUUAUCAAUAUCCAACUUCUGUAGUGAGCAACUCAAACAUUAUGCCUACUGUUCCAUCCUCAAAUGCCACUUAUUCACAUCCAUAUGUUCCUAAUCCCCAAUCUACUCAAAGUUACACUCCUCAAGUUCCCAAUCAAAAUCUUGUUUCUGCUAAUCAAUACAAUACAAAACCAAAUUUCCAGCCUCCAACUGGUUCUGUUCUGCCUCAAGGUACAACUAAUGCUCCAAGGUUUGGAAUGUUGCCGCAAAAUGCAAUCCCAUCUUCACCACAAUCACAAGUAAAUAGUCUACAAAGGCCUCAAUUUCCAUCUGCUGCUCCUGUUUCAAGUACACUGACACACCCAGUUGGAUCUUAUCAGUAUCCUAGAGACUCAGCUAGUAUCCCUAAUUCUCAAAGUACUGGCUAUUUUUCACACACUGCGAAUGCUAUACCAGCUAGUAAUGUAGCAGCAGCAUCAUCUACGCCACAAAAUCAAAUGCAGUCAUCUCAGCAAGGAACAAUGCAAGUGAAUCCUUAUGCAGCCAUGCCUGGUUAUGCAUAUGGUCAAAAGCCUGUAUCAGAAAUGAAUAAUUAUCAAACAUUUUCAUCUGCGCAGAGUUAUCAGACUAAUACAAAUAUUGGUUUAGCUAGUGUUACUGCAUCAAUGGAUACUAGGACAAGUACUUUCAAUUCAUCACUACCUUAUUCUGCUAAUUCCAGUUUCAUACCUUCUAUACAGCCAAGGAAUGUCACUCCUCAGGUGGCACCAACAUCAUCAGCUUAUGGUUUUCCUGUAAAUGCACCGUCUCAGUUUUAUAGUCAGUUUCAGUCCCAGACAUCUGUUAAUCCUCCUAUGCCUACCAGCAAUUCUGCUGUUUCUAGUACACCACCAAGUAGUACUGGGUACGGUACUGCAACUUAUCCAUAUUCAAGUAGUUAUGGUAACACACCUGUCCCUAAUCCAAGUGGUGGCUAUUACUCAUAUAUUCCACAAACUACACAACAUAUUCCUGCUCCAAAUGCAACCUAUUCUGGAAUGAAUGUUCCACCGGCAAGUUCAGCUUAUUCCACAACAAAAUUGCCUGCUGCAAAUUCAACUUACUCUGUUACAAAUGUUACAUAUUCUGCUACAAAUACUUCAGCUAUAAGUUCAUCUUUUUCUGCAGCUGUUAUCCCUUCUGGAAAUGCACCUAAUGGUCAUAGUGGUGCUUCUGUAGCAUCUGCUAAUUAUGCUAGACCAAAUAUGUCCAUUACAGGUGCCCCUACAAAUUUUCCACCUGUUCAAGCUGCUAAUCAAUUACCUAGUUCCGGAAAUAUUCCUGCUACUACUUUUCCAGCUCCUACAAAUAUUCCUACUGCUACCGUUCCAUCACAAAAUAGUUCGUUUCCCACUCAUACUGCUGUCCAACCUCCAGUGGCUAAUACUUUUAACCCUCAACAAAAUUAUCAAUUACCUCCAAAUUCAGUUAAUCAAUAUGCAUAUCCACUAAGUAAUGCUGCUCCCACUAGCUAUGGGAUUCCAAAUGUACAGUGUCAAGUUAUAUCACCUCAACCUACUGCUGUUCCUCCAAAUCAACCAUUACAACCUUCUCCAACUAAUGUUCCGAGUCGCCCAGAAUUAAAAAGCCCAGCCGUAGUUGCUGAUAAACCUGUAGUCAAAGAAAACUCUCAUUUAAAUGCAAUUAGAGAUCUUAUUACUCCUCCUCUUGAGACUGAAUGUACAAGUUCUGUAGAUUCAACAGAUAAACCUGUACCUCAAGUUUUACAACCUCAGGUGAUUGACUUGAAAAGUAUCCCUCAACCAAAGGAAAAAGAACCACUGAAGGAUCCUUUAGAUGAUCCUUCAGUGCGCUCCAAGUUUGUUAGUGAAGUUGAAAAAUAUGAAAAAUUUGUUGAUGGUUUGGUCAGGAAAUCUCUGAAUGGAACUACUCCUCUUGAUCAGAAAUGGAAGGAAUUCAUAGAUACACAAGAUAGGGAAUCAAGAAAAUUAUCCAUUUCUGUAGCUCGUUGCUAUCCAUUGAAAAAUCGAUUCCCAGAUGUCAUGCCUUAUGAUAGCAAUAGAGUGCAGCUGACUUCUGCCAAAGAUGAUUAUAUAAAUGCUUCUUAUUUAAAGGAUAUUUGUCCUGGCAGUCCAGUAUUUAUCAUCACUCAAGCUCCAUUACCUGCUACAUUUGGUGAUUUCUGGCUAAUGAUUUGGGAACAGCAAGUGGAAACUUUAGUUUGUCUUUUACCAGAUUCUGAGUUGAAAAAUCACAUAUACUUCCCGAAAGAAAGAGGAGCAGUGCAAUCUUGUGGAGCAUUUGAAACCACUUUACAAAGUUACAAAGAAAAGAAUGGCUUUAUUGAAAGAAUGAUUAAUGUUACACAUGUAAAGAAUCGAAUUUCCAGAGUUGUAGUUCAUCUUCAGUACACUCAUUGGCCUGCAAGUGGCAUUCCUCAAACUCCUGGGCCCCUUUUGCAAUUUGUAUCGGAUGUCUUAAGUUAUCAUAAACAACAACGAAAUCUUAUGAGACCUGUUGCUGUGCACUGCAGUGCGGGCAUUGGUAGAAGUGGAUGUUUUUGCUUAAUUACUGCAUUGGUCAAUGAAAUGAAUAGUGGUCAUGGUCCUAGAGAUGUGGCAGUAGUAGCUACAAUUGUUAGCCAGCAAAGAAAGUUUCUCGUACAAGACAAGGAACAGCUGAAGUUUUGUUAUGAUACUGUACUAUAUUAUGCGCAAGAUUUGUUGAUGAAAAGAGGCAUACUUACCAAUCGAGCUUCCUUUGAUGAUAAACUUCCAGUAUCUGGAAGCACUAGUUCUCAUGUACGACACCCAUCUGAAGAUUUCAUCUUAGGAAGUGGUGGCUUAGCAAAAUUGCAGUCUGGAAUGGAGAAAUUAGGUCUUUCAUCUGGUCAACAAAAUGUUGAGAGUGAAAUUACUUCAACAGAAAUUGCUAUAACUAAUAAUACUAUUACUGUUGAAAAUGGUGGUGGUGAUACAUCUGAAAAUUCCCAGCCCUCUGAUGAAUUAACAGCAUCAGAGCCUAUAGACAAGAAAGAUGAACCUGCUUCUACUCCUGAGCCUCCAAAAGACAGUAAGACCAGUGCUGAAAAGCCCUUGCCUUCUAUAACUAGUCUACUAGACCCAUCAAACUUUACACUUGAUUCCGCUGGCUCUCCUGCAAAAAGAAAAAUUACUAAAGACAACUUUGCUACUUCAAGAGGCAGUUUGUCUACAUCAAGCUGUGACAGUGCUGAUCCUUUAAGUCAGCUGGAUCCACUGUGGUCUUUAAAAAAGUAAUUAGGAUGUGGUUGUAAUGAAUUCUGGAUCACUGAAAGUGUCUUAUUGGUAUUUAUAAAUUUGCAGUUUAGACUAUGGAUGAAGGAGCUUUCAAAAAUAUCUGUACAUAUACUACUUCUCUAAGCUUGUUAAGAAUGUAAUUACUUUUUGAAUUAGAGUAGAUUUAAUUUUGAAUGCCUGAGAACCAUAAAUUGUUUGAAAGUUACUUUUUUAUUAUUUUUAGUAUUGUGUUUGUAUUCAAGGUUUUUUUAAUAUGAUUUGAAAGUAGUAUGCAAAUAUUUUGAAAAAAUUACUGCAUAUCUGUAUAUAAUAGUUUAACUAGAAGAAUAUCCAAUUUUUAUUCACAGAAUGUUCUUUUUUAUAAUUUACCUCACUUGAAUUUGUUUCACUUAUAAAUGUGCAUUCUUUUAAAAGUAUCAAAUAUAUAUGUGCUGGACAAGAUUGUGAAUCUGUUUUGUUUUAUUUAAAAUCGUGUAUGCUUGAAAAUGAAUAAUAUUUGUUUAUCAAGAUAUGCUUAUAUAUGGUAAUUAAGAAAAUAUUUACUUAAUUCAGCAUAUAAUUUUGACAUUUUAAAUUUUCGUCCAUUAUUACAUUGCAUAUUUAUUUGUGUAAAGUGGUUUGAUUUACUGAUACAUUUUUAAAAGUUUUUAGUUUUCGAAGUUUUUUCAUGUAUGCUGUGAGAUUUUAAUUAUAUAUGGUAGUUACAAAAGAAUACAACAAUUUGAAGACUAUU
This is a messenger RNA of Argiope bruennichi, 6710 nucleotides long. It is a transcript of the gene mop, whose product is annotated as tyrosine-protein phosphatase non-receptor type 23-like. Gene Ontology annotation, biological process: endocytic recycling; protein dephosphorylation; early endosome to late endosome transport. NCBI's taxonomy places the organism in Eukaryota, Metazoa, Arthropoda, Arachnida, Araneae, Araneidae. The coding region runs from base 113 to 5977 and encodes 1954 amino acids. The transcript has 26 exons. Gene Ontology annotation, molecular function: protein binding; protein tyrosine phosphatase activity. The record is from RefSeq and is a predicted model, not a curated record. Gene Ontology annotation, cellular component: endosome.